Messenger RNA from Rhinocladiella mackenziei CBS 650.93, 510 nucleotides. RefSeq lists its product as uncharacterized. The coding region runs from base 1 to 510 and encodes 169 amino acids. Gene Ontology annotation, biological process: intracellular sterol transport. The transcript is spliced from 4 exons. The record is from RefSeq and is a predicted model, not a curated record. Gene Ontology annotation, molecular function: sterol binding. NCBI's taxonomy places the organism in Eukaryota, Fungi, Ascomycota, Eurotiomycetes, Chaetothyriales, Herpotrichiellaceae.
AUGAAGGUCCCAACCCUCCUCCUCUCCCUUCUUACCGCCACCGCUGUCUCCUCGCGAUCCCUGUUUGGAGCAAACCAAAAUACUCUCGUGGAUGAGCCCAAAUACCCUGUUCCUGGCAAGAAUCCAUUGAAUUUCUGUGCCGAUCCCAGCGACUACAUCCUGACGAUUGAUUACGUUGACCUAGAACCGAAUCCUCCUCUUCCAGGCCAAAAAUUGACCAUCCUUGCCAACGGCACUUUUGCCAAAGACGUCGACCCGGGUGCUACCGUUUUCCUUCAAGUUAAAUAUGGAUUGAUUACCCUUAUCAAACAAGAGGCCGACCUCUGUGAUAAUCUGCCACAAGUGGACUUGAAUUGCCCAUUGAAGGAGGGCUCUAUGUCGCUGAAGAAAGAAGUCGAUAUCCCUAACCAAGUGCCUCCGGGGAAAUACACCGUUCUCGCUGAUGUCAACACGGUCGAUAAGGAGAAGGUUACGUGCAUGGAGAGCACGGUUUUCUUCUCCAGAGGGUGA